UAUAAAAUAAAAUGCCACUUAUAAAUUUCCGUCGUUUGAUUUUGAUAUUUAAAGUGCACGACGGUGUGUCCUGUUCCGUUCCUAAAAGACUAUCCCUUUUACAAACUGAAGUGAAUCGGAGGAUCUGUUCUGUUCCAUAAGAUGGCUGGACUUUUGGGAUAUAGGAGCCUUCCACCUAAGGCAAAGAAUUUGGUAGUUGCUGGGGGUUUGACAGCUUUUGUCUUUGGUGCCUACUUCUACACCAUGAGGGCUGUUGGAGGCACUGAUGAACUGCAGGUAGCAAUUGAUAAGUUUGAAGCUGACAAGAACAAGAAUGCGGGCGAUGCCAACAUGCCAUCAAAGGUCUAAAGCUUGUACAAUAAAGCAAUACUUUGGGUGUAUUCACUGUUUUGGUUUGGGAUCAGCUAUUUACUUAGUAUGAGUGUUAAAAAAAGAAUGAUAUUGAAUCUAGUUGCUAAUAAGUUUCAACCAGCUUAAUGUACAAUGACUGUGUGGUAGGGAAACUAUAAUUGAGAUUCUGUUGAUAAAAAAAAAAAUAAUUGAGAUUCUGUUGUGGUCUUA
Messenger RNA from Glycine soja, 561 nucleotides. RefSeq lists its product as uncharacterized. Bases 142 to 348 code for a protein of 68 amino acids. The record is from RefSeq and is a predicted model, not a curated record. NCBI's taxonomy places the organism in Eukaryota, Viridiplantae, Streptophyta, Magnoliopsida, Fabales, Fabaceae. The transcript has 2 exons.